Molecule: messenger RNA, 397 nt
Organism: Medioppia subpectinata
Lineage: Eukaryota; Metazoa; Arthropoda; Arachnida; Sarcoptiformes; Oppiidae
Source: the annotation of a GenBank genome assembly
GUUGUAAACAUUUUUGUUUAAAACACAAAAAAUUAUUUUAAAUUAUUUUCUCAAUUAAAUACUAAACAAAUUUGGAAAUGAUUUCAGUGUUAGUAAAAGUGACACUUUUGUUGUUUUGUUGGCUCACAUUAACGGCCGCUGAAAAGCCAUUGCCAUCGAAAGAGGACUGUAUUUCGUUGUGGAACGCCGUCGGAGGGGCCGGAGGUAAUUUACGAAACGUUGCGGCGAAGAGUAACGUAGCGAUGGGUGGAGUCCUUAAGCUCUAUGAAGACUGUCUCAGAUCUGAGGAAGGGAUCCGAUAUCGAAGGAACUACUGGUCAAAGAGUGUCGACGCGUCCAAAACAGCCGACAUCUCAAGAAUUAUCAUGAAUUUAUACGACCAAUAGUUUUAUCAUUA